This is a messenger RNA of Cucumis sativus (cucumber), 782 nucleotides long. Its product is annotated as nudix hydrolase 1. Gene Ontology annotation, molecular function: 8-oxo-7,8-dihydrodeoxyguanosine triphosphate pyrophosphatase activity. Lineage: Eukaryota; Viridiplantae; Streptophyta; Magnoliopsida; Cucurbitales; Cucurbitaceae. The transcript has 2 exons. Gene Ontology annotation, biological process: dGTP catabolic process. The record is from RefSeq and is a predicted model, not a curated record. Bases 81 to 536 code for a protein of 151 amino acids. Gene Ontology annotation, cellular component: cytosol.
CCGGAGGAAAUUUGAAAUCGCCGCCGUUGGGGGAGAUUGAAUUUGAGGCGACACAACUUGGGGGGGGCGAGCCGACGUAAAUGCAGAAGAGCACGGCGGAGAGGGCGGCGCCAGUGCCGAGAGUUGCAGUGGUGGUUUACAUUUUGAAAGGGAAGUCAGUGUUAAUGGGUCGAAGGCUUUCCUCCGCCGGUGACUCCAGCCACUUCACCUUCGCACUCCCCGGCGGACACCUGGAGUUCGGCGAGGAGUUUGAAGAAUGUGCUGUGAGAGAAGUUAAGGAAGAAACAGGAUUGGACAUUGAGAAAACAGAGUUUUUGACUGUUACAAACGUUCCUUUUCUCAAUGAUCCAAAGCCUUCUCAUUAUGUCACCAUUUCUAUGCGAGCUGUUUUGUCCGAUCCCUCGCAAGUUCCGGAAAAUCUUGAGCCAAACAAGUGCAGUGGCUGGGACUGGUAUGACUGGGAUCAUCUUCCAAAUCCUCUAUUUUGGCCUAUGAAGAAGAUGAUAAGAAGUGGGUUUAAUCCAUUUCCUGUUUGAUUGGUGUUCUUAUCAGUGUACUCAUGUAAUUGAUGAAUCUGAUAUGUUAAUCUCUCUGAUGCUUUAGCUUUUUGUUUUGUGUCUUAAUGCAUAUUAGUUUGGUUGAUGAAGAUGAAUGUUAUGGGGGCUUAUUGAGUGGAUUGUGUAACCUUUAUUUGAAUGUUUCAAGGUAUGGCUACUGGGUACCAAAGGUCAUGUACCUUUUAAAUUGCUCCUUUAGUUAUUUCAAAUUUGUGUUUGAGAAAA